Molecule: messenger RNA, 3180 nt
Organism: Sclerotinia sclerotiorum 1980 UF-70
Lineage: Eukaryota; Fungi; Ascomycota; Leotiomycetes; Helotiales; Sclerotiniaceae
Exons: 2
Coding region: 1-3180 (1059 amino acids)
Source: RefSeq, a predicted model, not a curated record
AUGGUUGGAGCUCGCCGCACGCGCGCCGCAGGUGCAAGUCCAGGUGGUUUUAAAUCACUUGAUGAUAUCCCAAAGAAGACCACACGUGGAAAAGGAAGGAGGAUUAAGACCGAACCCAUCGAGCCUUCAAUCGAGUCCGAGUCCAGUGACCCAUUCAUCAUUCCAGCCGAAGCCAACAAUAAUACCGAGUCGCAAAAGACUCAAUCAUCUCCUACAAAUGCAUCCAGGACAAAUUCUCCCGAUUCUCAAUCACCUUCACCUACAGCAGGCGAUUCACGCUCUACCUCCCCUCCACCUAAAAACAACAUCGCAUUUAACGACGCGUCUUCCGAUAACGAUGUCAUCAAUCACGAACAAGCCGCUCCGCGCAUUGCUCCGCUAGAAUCCAAAAAGAGAUCUCGGGAGGACGAGGCUUCUACCCACCAAAGUGCUGGCAUUACAAACACGGAAGAAGACGUUGAGCAGAGGUCCAGCAAGCGUACACGAAGGCAGCAAAGUAGUGGUGUCGAAGAUGUCGCAGCUGAAGCUGAGAAAUCAACCGAACCCGAACUUGAACCCAAGAAGAAGUCAAGAGGUCGACCCAGCAAUCGCGCAAAGGCAUCUCCCAAGAAGCCACCGACUAAGACUCGAGGUCGCAAGCAAGAUCCAAUUGUCCUUAACGACGACAGCGGCUCAGAUGAUGAAGCUGAAACAACGGUAUCGCCUCUUCAAUCUCGAUCAACUUCUACACCAAAACAAGCUGUUACCCCUUCUCCCCAUACUCCACAUCAGCAAGAAACUUCCUCAGCUGAAGACGAGCCUCAAGUUGGCCCAUCCACCAUUUCUUACCCUACUUCUACGCUCACACUCCCUCCUCCUGAUUUACGAGCUGUUCCCCAAACCGAAGUUAAACAGACAGCGCCAUCCCUCACUGAGACUGGCCCUACUCCAUCAAAAUCCCGUCCCAAUCUAUCUGUUCCUAGAGGAUUUCCGUUGUCAAAUUAUAAACUUACACCUGGCAUGUCGAAGACCGACAGACUUCGUUUAAUGUAUGGGAUUCCAUCACCAAACAAAGGAAAAGAGGUUGUCAAGGAAGUUGCACAAGGCGCCAAUGAUAGUGAGCGCAAGACGACCGCUGUGGCUUCUUCUAGUGAGAAUCUUUCCAAGCCCGAUGUUCCCCAUUCAGCGAAUCAAUCUCCUAGGGAUGGGCUGAGAUUAACGGAUCCUUAUUUAGUAGCUGUGGCCAAAGUCUUCACUAAUCAUAAGGAUAAGUCAAGGGCAUUGCCAUCUAUCGAACAGGUUACGGCAUUUCUUACUACCUUCGAUGCACAACAACCUCUGUACAAUCCAAAGGCGCAAAUGGUUACUCAAAAGCCUACGCGUCCUCCACAACCGAAAAAACCUAAACGCUCAGGUUAUGCUGUUCCCGAUACUGAUAGUGAUGACACCGAUAUGUCAGAUGAGGAAGAAGCACAAGUCGUCGAUGAACCAAAAACGCCCGAAGCACAAAUUUCCCCUUCGCAAGAUGCAAGCCCUAAAAACAGCUGGUGGACUCCCAUCUCUACUUUUACCUCGCUGAUUACAAGCCCCUUCCGCAAACAGUCCACUGAUGUUCCGGCUCCGCUUUCUGGCAACAAACUUGUCCCACCAUUUAUCUUCAACCAGCCACCAACCACUCCUGCAGCAGUUCCCCUCAAACGUAUGUCCCAUUCAGAUCGCAAACGCAAUACUCGCAACAACGUUCAAGGCCGUCUUGCAGGCUUUCAAACCGAACUCCAUCCAAGACACCGGGAUGUUGAAAAAACACCAGUCCACGUGAGUGGUUUGCUCACUGCUGCGGAGGUAAGAGAAAUUCACAGAGCGCAGGAUGAAUAUGCCGCAAAGCAUCGUGGAAAGGGUCCUUCCAUCGAAGCUAAUCAAGACAUACAUAAGAACGCACGAGCGUCCCAAAGAGCUGCCGUCACUACUCCUGUCGAGGGAGAAACCUCAGCAUUUACACAGGCUAAAGUAGGCGAGAAGCGUGAUGCCGACGGUGCACCAAAGGUGCCCACCCAACGCUGGAAUGAUUUCCUGCGCAAAGAAACUCGUUCUGAUUCAGAUUUCGGUCCUAGAUGGAUUCGAUGCCGAAAUGGUCUUUACAUUAGAGAGAAUUGCACUGACAGACAAUUUGAAUUUAACCACAUUGUGACUGAUAAUGAUCCUUGCUGGGAAGAUCAUUACCGCGAUAUUGACGCCUUCCCAAAGCAAGAUGUUUUCAAGCCAGCAGGCGUCCAAAAUCCUCUCAACUCCGCACAGCUCCUUGAGCAAGCCCAUCUACGUGCCCGGGGCGUUGCUGGUAUACCAGACGAGAGCGAAAAUGAUUACACAUACGUCAUUGAUGAGCAACAGAAGAGAUUGCUCUUUUACCCAAGAAGUCCUUACAAUAUGUUUCAAAUUCCAGGCAAAAGACUCACCAGGGAUCACAUUGAAAACAUCAAGGAAGGACUUCCUCUUCUCAACCCUCGUGACGAAUACGGAAUCGCUAUCAAGACACCUGCUUUUGAUAGCACAAGACCAUCGCGUGAGCAGACGACAACCAACGUUUUCCAACAACUUCAUGAUUGGGACAAGAAAUACUACUACAAGGAUGCUGUUGAAAUGAAAGCAGGCAGAAUCCUUGAGCCAAAGCAAUGGAGUCAAACACCUCCACCAAAACCCAAGCCUGGUAACGCCAAGCUUCCCGGUGCCGUCGAGCAAACACCAGCUCCAAUCUCUGAGGCUGUAAAACACGCCAUGAGUAGAGCCAAUAAAUAUUUACCAGCAAAGGGCAGUGGCCUUCGACAGGUUUCCAACAUGAGCCCUCUCCAAGCCGAGCAAGACAGGGUCAUGGAAGCGGUGAAAGAGUCUAAGCCUAUGUUCAAUUUCGACUUUAGCGAUGAAUCCCUUGGUUUUCACGUUGACCCUCUUGUCAAAGAAUGUGUUCUAGAACGCCUUGGCGAAGGUUACGUUCCUAUCACACCCAUUCCCGAUCACAUCUGGCAUGAACAUGAUGAUCUUCAGCUAGGCGAGGUAGAAAGAGCCGUUGCUAAAUUGUUCGAGGGAAUUGAUCCCAGACUGUUUGGUUCUAUGCAUAACGGGAUCAAGGUUCCAGAGCAACCCAAUAUGGCUAUUGAAUUUACUUCGGAAAGUCCAACCAAUCGACCCGCCCUCAAAUUAUGGUAA